Molecule: messenger RNA, 2275 nt
Organism: Cryptomeria japonica (Japanese cedar)
Lineage: Eukaryota; Viridiplantae; Streptophyta; Pinopsida; Cupressales; Cupressaceae
Product: chaperone protein dnaJ C76, chloroplastic
Exons: 4
Coding region: 277-1800 (507 amino acids)
Source: RefSeq, a predicted model, not a curated record
UUGUCCUUGGAAAGAUAUUUUGACCGCUUUUCCAAUAAUUUUGGGACAGAAGAAAAAUAAUGUUUUUUUCUGCCCACGAUUGCGCCUAGAAGCACGCAAUCUCCUUCCCUCUUAACGUGCAAUGCCCGCCCAUAGCACGCACAUCCACGUCUUUCAUUUCAAUUCCAAACUUCCCUACAAAACAUUACUUCCUCCUCCACAAAAUUGCUAUACUAUCUGAAGAUUCCUAGUCUUUUUGGGAAAAAAAACCAUUUUUUUUUUUUAAAUUCGGCUACCAUGGCGAUCAUCUCGUAUGGUUUAAGUGGUCUGCCACUGAAAAAUCCGUCGAAUUUUCUUCCUCGCCCUCCUUCUGGAAAAUUUCCAGUGAAAACAGUGCAGAUAAAGAGCAAAAGGAAGAGAAAUUAUAGUUGUUGCAGAUGCUCUAAGGGAGUGGAGGAAUUAGGUUAUGAUUUGUAUGAACUGCUGGGGAUUGAAAACACAGCUGGGCAUCAGCAGAUUCGAAAUGCGUAUCGGUGGCUACAGAAGAAAUGUCACCCCGAUGUAGCCGGUGAUGACGGUCAUCAUAUGGCCAUCCUGCUCAAUGAAGCGUAUUCUGUGCUUUCUGACCCCAACGCUCGCUAUGCAUACGACCGGGUUCGGGCAGAGAGGAUGGAGGUGGAAGGGUAUACAGGGCAGCCUCUGUAUUCAAAAUGGUUGGGCCCGGCGGAGGAGGAUCGAGCCAUAUUUGUUGACGAGGUAAAGUGUGUGGGUUGUCUGAAAUGCGCUCUGGUGGCACCCAAGACAUUUGCAAUCGAGACCUGCUACGGCCGGGCCCGGGUCAUUGGACAGUGGGCUGAUUCAGAGGAGACUGUCAACGAUGCCAUACAAGCAUGUCCCGUCGAUUGCAUUUCAUUUGUGGAAAGGGCCCAAUUGCCGGCUUUGGAAUUCCUGAUGUCCAAGCAGCCUCGCGUUGCAGUCAGAAUGAAUGCCAACAACAGUGUUGGGGCAAGAGUCACUAAUGUGUUUGCGGAAGCUGAAAGGUUUUUGGAGAAACUCAGAAAGGAGAAAGUCUCCAAAUUCCAGGAAUCCGCAGCACAAAGGGAGGCAAGAAUGGCAGCAGCGGAGCAGAUAAGGACUAGUGCAGGAUGGUGGUGGCACCACCUUGUGGGAGACCGAGCCAGAGAAUAUACCAACCAUCAGCGGGCAUCAAAAGGGGCCAUUGUUCCCCUGAACUGGGAACAGAAGCAACAGUUCUCGGUCCCUAUUGAUUCAGACAAGAUUAACAAUUCCAGUGGUCCAUAUAAGUACCAAAGAAUACACAUUAGCCAAGAGCUGAGUGAAGCUGCUGCACGACGUCGGAUGGGGAAGUCACCGUCUCGUUCGAAACAUUCACAGGUAGCCACUGAUGAGGACUAUUGGGUACCUGUUACCCCUGAAAAAAGCAGUGUCCCCACUAAAAAUUUGGAUUCCAAGAGAAUAUUUACAGUGCCUCCCAGGGAAACAUACACUGCAUCAUCUGUGGCUGAGGAAGAGAAGAUGGUUAUGGAACUCGGGGAGAGCAGAAUGGAAGGAGAUUGGAGAAACAUGAUAUUGUUAUGGAUUCCGUUAGCAACUUCUGUUGCAGCAGGAUUAGUAGUUGGCUUUGGCAGUGAUGGUGGUGAAGCAGGGGGACUGGAGAGACAUCUGGCUGGGCCUCUUGCACUUAAGAUGAUCAACAGCUUUGAAAUGCACAUUUUACAGGCUGCAGCUUUUUGGUAUGUUGUUGGGGCUCUUAUAGCGUCUGUUAUUGUAGCUGUCGCGUCAGUGUGGAAAAAGCCAUAGGCCAAAACAUUUCCUCGUCAUCUUCAAUAGCUAACUUGGAGCAACUCAAGAGAUGAGUACUCAAUGCAAGUAUUGAAAUUGACCAGCUCAAACAAAUUGUAACUAUCUAAUAUUGUUUUAUAGCCAGCAGAACCUAUGGCACGGCCAUUGAUAUACAUAUAGUUCAUGUACGGGAUACCUUGAUCCACUUAACAGGCUUAGAAUUAUGCUGUAUGGGAGAGGAAAUAUAUACUGUUGGAUUUAUAGGUGAAAGAUUGGACAAGCUUAGAAUGCCAUUAGAUUUGAGAGCUGAAAGACAGCUUCAGCAUUAUGAUAUAUAUGAUCCAUUUGUUGACUGCAACACUCAACAAAAGAGGAAAAGGGAAAUCGCACACAAUAGAAUUUCUGAAUUCUUGUAUUUCUGAGCCAGCCAUAAGUGAAUCUUGAUCGUAAAUUUCUAUCUUGCGCACGCUAAAAUUGCUAGAAUUCUUUCUGA